AUGUCUCCAGCGAAAGGCCAGCGCCGCCUCUCCCUGUGCCCCGGGGGCCCCGGGGCCCCCAUCGCCUUCGGGGACCUGCUGGAGGAAGUCGGCAACAUGGGCCUCUUCCAGCUCUUCUCGCUGCUGCUGCUCUGCCUGCCGGUCCUGCUCCUGGCCAGCCACAACCUGGUGCAGAACUUCAGCGCGGCAACCCCGGGGCACCGGUGCCACGAGCCGGCAGCGGCCAACGCCUCCCAGCACGGGCAAGCGACGCCUCUGGGCCAGGCCCUGCGGCCAGAAAGCUGCCGGCGCUUGGCCCUCAGGGCGGCGUCUGGCCCCAAUGGGUCGCUGGAGGAGGACGGAAGCGCGGCAACGGAGCCGUGCCGGGACGGUUGGGAAUACGACCACAGCACCUUCCGCUCCACCAUCGUCACCGAGUGGGACCUCGUGUGCGACCUGCAGCCCCUCAAGAGCCUGGCACAGUCCCUCUUCAUGGCGGGCGUUCUGGUGGGAGCCUUCGUCUUCGGAGACCUCUCGGACAGGUACGGGCGCCGGCUGGUCCUCAUCUGGUCGCUGCUGCUGAUCGCCGUCAUGGGCACCGCGGCGGCCUUCUCCACCAAUUUCGUCACCUACUGCAUCUUCCGGCUCCUGAGCGGCGUCGGCAUUUCUGGCUUCCUCCUGAACUACGUCUGUCUCAGCCUGGAGUGGGUGCCCACCAAAUACCGGGCGAUGGUCGUGGCCACCCAGAGCUACUGCAGCACCGCCGGGCAGGUCCUCCUCGCCGGCCUGGCCUACGGCAUCCGCGACUGGCGCUGGCUGCAGCUGGCCAUCUCCGCCCCGUUCUUCUGCUUCUUCGCCUACUCCUGGUGGCUCCCGGAAUCAGCACGCUGGCUGCUCAUGAACGACGAGCGGGAGGCCGCCCUGCAGAGCCUGAAGCUGGUGGCCCGGAUCAACGGGAAGGACACCGCGGCGGGGUCGGCCAUCCUGAAGAAGCUGGAGGCGCAAACCGGGAGCAUUUCCCCAGGGAAGAGCGCACACUCCUGCUUGGACCUCUUCCGCACCCCCGGCCUGAGGCGCAUCAGCUGCUGUCUCAUGCUCAUCAGCUUCUCCAUGAACAUGGCCUACUUUGGCCUCUCCAUGGACCUCUCCGUGUUCGGCCUGGACCUCUUCCUGGUGCAGCUCUUCUUCGGAGCCAUCGACCUGGUGGCCAAGAUGGCGUGUGCCCUGCUGCUCAACUUCUUCGGCCGACGCACCAUCCAAGCAGUCUCCCUCAUCCUUGCGGGGGCCUUUCUCCUGCUCAGCCUCCCCAUCCCCGCUGAGAUGCUGAUGGUGCGCCUGGUCUUCGUGGUGCUCGGAAAGGGGUGCCUGGCCGCCGCCUCCAUGUGCCUCUACCUCUACAGCGGGGAGCUCUUCCCCACGGUCAUCAGGCAAACCGGCACCAGUUUCGUCACGAUCAUGGCGCGCCUGGGCGGGAUCGUGGCCCCGGUGGUCCUGAUGGCAGGCGACUAUCACCGGUUCCUGCCGCUGGUGAUCUUCGGCGUCUCGCCCAUCCUGUCCGGCGUUUCUGCCGCAUUCCUCCCCGAAAUGUUCAACGUGCCGCUGCUGGACACCAUAGAAGAAGUGGAGGAGAAGUAG
This is a messenger RNA of Varanus komodoensis (Komodo dragon), 1614 nucleotides long. Its product is annotated as solute carrier family 22 member 6-A-like. Gene Ontology annotation, molecular function: transmembrane transporter activity. Gene Ontology annotation, biological process: transmembrane transport. The record is from RefSeq and is a predicted model, not a curated record. The transcript has 9 exons. NCBI's taxonomy places the organism in Eukaryota, Metazoa, Chordata, Lepidosauria, Squamata, Varanidae. Bases 1 to 1614 code for a protein of 537 amino acids. Gene Ontology annotation, cellular component: membrane.